Apodemus sylvaticus (European woodmouse) is the source of this 1014-nucleotide messenger RNA. RefSeq names its product IgLON family member 5 (gene Iglon5). The record is from RefSeq and is a predicted model, not a curated record. NCBI's taxonomy places the organism in Eukaryota, Metazoa, Chordata, Mammalia, Rodentia, Muridae. Gene Ontology annotation, cellular component: neuron projection. The transcript has 8 exons. Bases 1 to 1014 code for a protein of 337 amino acids.
AUGCCCCCCCCUGCGCCCGGGGCCCGGCUCCGGCUUCUCGCCGCCGCCGCCCUGGCCGGCCUGGCCGUCAUCAGCCGAGGAUUGCUGUCCCAGAGCCUGGAGUUCAGCUCACCUGCAGACAACUAUACCGUGUGCGAAGGUGACAACGCCACCCUCAGCUGCUUCAUUGAUGAGCAUGUGACCCGGGUAGCCUGGCUGAACCGUUCCAACAUCCUGUACGCGGGCAAUGACCGUUGGACCAGUGACCCCCGGGUGCGGCUGCUCAUCAACACCCCCGAGGAAUUCUCCAUCCUCAUCACCCAGGUGGGGCUCGGUGAUGAGGGCCUCUACACCUGCUCCUUCCAGACCCGUCACCAGCCCUACACCACUCAGGUCUACCUCAUCGUCCAUGUCCCUGCCCGUAUUGUGAACAUCUCCUCCCCCGUGGCCGUGAAUGAAGGGGGCAGUGUGAACCUCCUCUGCCUGGCUGUGGGAAGGCCGGAGCCCACGGUCACCUGGAGACAGCUCCGAGACGGCUUCACCUCAGAGGGUGAGAUCCUGGAAAUCUCAGACAUCCAGCGGGGCCAGGCCGGGGAAUAUGAAUGCGUUACUCACAACGGGGUGAACUCGGCACCCGACAGCCGCCGCGUGCUGGUCACAGUGAAUUAUCCCCCGACCAUCACGGAUGUGACCAGUGCGCGCACCGCCCUGGGCCGGGCUGCCCUGCUGCGUUGUGAAGCUAUGGCUGUGCCGCCAGCAGAUUUCCAGUGGUACAAGGAUGACAGGCUGCUAAGCAGCGGUUCUGCGGAGGGCCUCAAGGUGCAGACCGAGCGCACCCGCUCUAUGCUUCUCUUCGCCAACGUGAGCGCCAGGCACUACGGCAACUACACCUGUCGUGCAGCCAACCGGCUCGGAGCGUCCAGCGCCUCCAUGCGGCUCCUGCGCCCAGGAUCCCUGGAGAACUCAGCUCCGAGGCCCCCCGGGCCGCUGACCCUCCUCUCUGCCCUGAGCUGGCUGUGGUGGUGGAGAAUGUAG